GUUUAUUCUUGAUUAUCUUCCUUGUUUAUAGAACACCGAUACGAUAUUGAUAUGAGAUUCAGAUUGCCACUUAGAAAUUGUACAGUAAAAGACAAGUUCAUGGCUAUAACACUGUUUGGUCUCAUCUUGAUAGUAUGGAUUGGAAACUUUUCUCAUUCUGUUGGAGACAUUGAAAGAAGAAGUGUAAAUAAUGAUUUAUUUAAUGAAAUUGAAAAUUUGAAAAGAAGAGUUCAGGAGCUGGAACAUGGGUCUGAAGGGACAAGACAGAAGGUGUAUCCUGAAGUUGCAUUCUUAAAUGUGAAAGACAGAAAAAGAAUACUGAUAACUGGUGGGGCUGGAUUUGUUGGUUCCCACCUGGUAGACAGACUAAUGAUGGAAGGACACGAAGUGACUGUUGUAGAUAAUUUCUUCACUGGUCGGAAGAGAAAUGUGGAACAUUGGAUUGGCCAUGAAAAUUUUGAGUUACUCAAUCAUGAUGUAAUCAAUCCUUUAUUUAUAGAAGUUGAUCAGGUUUACCACUUAGCAUCACCAGCCUCUCCACCUAAUUACAUGUAUAAUCCAGUCAAAACUAUCAAGACAAAUACCAUUGGCACAAAUAAUAUGUUAGGCCUGACAAAACGUGUUAGAGGUAGACUGUUGUUAGCCUCUACUUCUGAGGUCUAUGGAGAUCCAGAGAUCCAUCCACAGAAUGAGGAUUAUUGGGGCCAUGUAAAUCCCAUUGGACCAAGAGCAUGUUAUGAUGAGGGUAAAAGAGUAGCAGAAACAAUGUGUUAUGCUUAUCAUAGACAGGAUGGUACAGAAAUCAGAGUAGCUAGAAUAUUUAAUACAUUUGGUCCCAGAAUGCAUCUUAAUGAUGGCCGAGUUGUCAGUAAUUUUAUACUCCAGUCUUUACAAGAUAAACCUAUAACUAUAUAUGGUGAGGGAAAACAGACGAGGUCAUUUCAAUAUGUAUCAGAUUUAGUGGAUGGUUUAAUCAGAUUGAUGAAUAGUAACUAUUCCAUGCCAGUUAAUAUUGGUAAUCCAGAUGAGUACACCAUUGGAGACUUUGCUAAAAUUAUUAAAGGUUUAGUGGGUGGACAUAGUAAAAUUGUUAAGAAGCCACCAAUGACUGAUGAUCCCAGGAAAAGAAAGCCAGAUAUUACAAGAGCUAAAAAUAUUCUUGGCUGGUCACCUAAAGUUCAAUUAGAAGUUGGAUUAAACAGGACAAUAGAAUAUUUUAAAAAUGAAUUAAGAAGAACAACACUAGAUGGAAGACAUUUUACAAAGUUACCAGGUGGUGCUUAGAUAUUGUAUGUCAAGGUCAAAUGUGGGAUUUUAUCAUUCAUAUUGUUUAUUAUAUCAUCCAUAAAAAAGUAUUUUAUACUUUUGUUUUUACAUCCUACUGCAGAAAUGAAGUCCUUCCUUUGCUGAUGAAAAAAUUGCAUCAGAAGAAAUAUUUUACUUCUCCAUAUUUAACUGACAAAUGUCACAAAUGGACUAAACAUUUAGAUACUAUCUAGAUUUAAUAUGUUUAAAACACCAAUGACCUGUAACUAACCUUCAUAGAAUUUCAGAAAACCUACGAAAGUUUGUUCAUAGUCAAUAGCUAACACAUAGAGUAGAGUUUUACUGCCUUUUUUAGCCAUUUUUCCAUAUGCUUCUAAUAAUCUUUAGGGACAAACAAUGUCUACUAGUAUGUAGUUCUGGGCUUAAGAAUUUAAAACUUCAUAAAUUUGUCAAACCUUCAUGGAGUUUUCAAAUACUUGAACAGAAACCUUUUUCAUAUUCAGCACCCUUUGCAAAAUUUCUGUAAUUUUCUGGACUGUCUGGAAAUAACCAUUGUACUUUUACACUGACAGCUGCCGUUUUAGGCAAGACACUGAUUUUCUUAUAAACAUUUGUGGAUUUUUAGACUGAUGGGUAAUGUAAACAUGCAUACACAUGAACAGGGUAAAUAAAUAAUGGGUUCAGUUAUAAUGGUGUGUUCUUUUUAACUUUUGUUCAUUUUUGAAGCAUUUGAUAUCGAAAACCUUUUAUUUGGAAUCUGCUUUGUCUUUUUGAGCCAAUUAAUUUUAUAGAAGUAAACAGUAACCAAUUUUUAUAAUUAUUGUGUAGUAAUAUUUGAUUAGCACAUAAUUUGGGUUUUUCCAAAAUUUAUUGUUUGCACUUUUUUCACAAGACCCCCAAUCAUUUGAAUUUUGAUUAGAAAUUUGAUGCUUUAGUGAAAAAUUGUUUGAAAUUACUGAUAAAAAUAAAUUCUAGAAAAGCACUUUAUACAUUUUGAAUAUCUAUCUACCUUUCCAUUGGAAUCAUGUAUAAAAAAUUAUUUGAAGUAUAUUCUGUGAAUCAGAAAAAAACCAAAUGUAACCUCUGAUGUUUAGAUUCUUUGUGUAAAAUUUCUAAUUUUUGAAUUCAUUGUUUUAUCUAUGAGAUAUUUGUAUUUUUUUUAUAUAUAUUAGUGGCAUUUUGUCUUUUAUGACGUUAAUUAUUUACUGGUGAUGUAUCAGUAGCUUAAAUAAAUGUUUGGCAACUUCAAAUCAUAGAGAUGUUGCCACUAGCCUAAUGUUUUGGUACAAUGAUUGACAAACAUUCAAUAUUUCAUCUCUUAAGUUUGUUCGCUACUCUGUUUAAAAAUAACAAGCUUUUUAUUAAAAGACUGUUAUGAAAUGAUAGUACAAAUGUAUAUGAUUAAAGAAACCGAAAAAAACAGGAAAAAAAUGGACGGUCCGUGUGCUCAUUUUCAAGAUAUAAGCCAUUGAAAGUUGGGCGGGAAAUAAUUCUGUAGAUUUUUUAACAUUUAACAUUGGCACAUUCUUUGUUUAAAAAAAUACAAAAAAAUAACAAGGAUUUUAUAGGAUUUUGAAAUAUGGCUUAUUAAAUUUUAUGUAAUUAUGAAAAAGGAGGAGGUAGUGGGCAUUUUUUUUUAAUUGCGAUGCAUGGAUUAAACCAGAGGAUUUGGAAAAUCUAGCAAAAAAUCAAAAAAAGAGUAGCAAACAUCCUUAAAUUGAUGUAACAAUCAUUCUUGCCCAUAUACACAUGAUAUACGGGUCAUUUUGUCAUACAUAUUACAUUAGGGAUUUGGUCAAGUUUUACUAUUGGGGUAAUGACUUUUUAUGUCUCUGAUAUAUCAUUUAUUGUGCAUCACCUCUUUUCUGUAGUAUACAACAUGUAUUUGGUACAUUUGAGUGAAUGUAAUCAACAUAUCAACUCUGAGUAACAUGAGUUAAAUGCUGCAUUUAGACCAUUUAUGGGUGAAGCAAUAUUGCAUAUCGUUGAUCUUUAACUGCACAAUCUCUGUAUGUAGUAUAAUGCCGUUCCACUACAUUCAGAUCACUAUGACUCAUACAUAUUUACUCAUGAGUUAAUUGAUCAAGUUUUGUGUUUAGUUUUGUAGCUAGCUCACAGGGGCUUGUUACAAUUGCCGGGUUUAUCAUCCAUAUGAACCCCUAAAAAAACGGUUCGUAUGGAUGAUAAACCCAGCAAUUGUAACAAGCCCCUGUGGCUAGCUCAGAAUUCCAUAAUGAUACAUAACUUAUUUUCACAACCACAUUCAUCAUAUAUGUAUAGAAAAACUGAUUUCUAAAGUGACCCAUGUUUUGAUAUGCUGGAAUCACAGGAGUUUAUGUGUUACAGGAAGGAUGUUUAUGACAUUUCAACACUACAGUAAAACACAGCAUUAUUCUGCAUCAAAAUGAUAAGGGAUUUAGAACAGUUAUGGUUUAUAUAUAUGCAGUUUAAAGUUUAAUUAACAAACUAGAAAAAAACCAACAUAAAUCUUUAUCCAUUAGAAAUUUCAUGCAAAAAUUACAAAUUAUAUGCUGUAUGGUUGUAGGUUAGUGUUGAAAAGAUUGAUAAAAUCAUGUUCAAAAAAUUAAAAAUAUACAUAUUAAAAUAUGAAUUACUUGUUGAUUUCAGGAAACUUAUUUAUAUCUUUAACUUUUUAUUAACCAAAGGAUGUGUAAGUAAACACACUUUAAACCAAAGGAUAUGUUGAGUAUAAGUUAAAACACUUUAAAGUUUGAACCAAAGGAUAUGUUGGGUAUAAGUUAACACACUUUAAAGUUUAAACCAAAGGAUAUGUUGAGUAUAAGUUAACAUACUUUAAAGUUUAAACCAAAGGACAUGUUGAGUAUAAGUUAACACACUUUAAAGUUUAAACCAAAGGAUAUGUUGAGUAUAAGCCAACACACUUUAAAGUUUAAACCAAAUGAUAUGUUGAGUAUAAGUUAACACACUUUAAAGUUUAAACCAAAGGAUAUGUUGAGUAUAAGUUAACACACUUUAAAGUUUUAACCAAAGGAUAUGUUGGGUAUAAGUUAACACACUUUAAAGUUAAAAUCAAAGGAUAUGUUGAGUAUAAGUUAACACACUUUAAAGUUUAAACCAAAGGAUAUGUUGAGUAUAAGUUAACACACUUUAAAGUUAAAAUCAAAGGAUAUGUUGAGUAUAAGUUAACACACUUUUAAGUUUAAACCAAAUGAUAUGUUGAGUAUAAGUUAACACACUUUAAAGUUUAAACCAAAUGAUAUGUAGAGUAUAAUUUAACACUCUUUAAAUAAAUAUCAAUUUCAGAUCUCAUUAAAGCAUAACUGUGAUAUGAAUACUAACCAUAAGUAUGCAUAGAGAAUAUUUAGCUUCAUUUAGAUGUUAGUAAUACCGGAACUUCCUUGUCGAGGUGAGGAAAUUGAAAACCAUUUAUUUCAUUACAUCAUAUUUAAUACCAUUAGAUCAUACUUUAUAAAUUCAUUAAUGUGGAUUUAUUUUUAUUGAAAAUGUUAUUGCAUGUUGGGAUUUGACAAUUUUUUCUUCUAUUCUAUAUGCCCAUUAUGUGUCACACAACUUUCUUAUUUUCCUUCUCUUAAUAUCAUGUAAGGCUAUACAGACAAAUAUCAUGAUCUUCAUUUUUAUUUACACUUGAUAUUGUGAAAUUUUAUGUUUGUGUGUAUGAAAUUUAUUCGUCUUGUUUUAAAAGUUUGUGCCAUUUCUUGUGUUAUAUAUAUAUAUUAAAAGUGAUGUUGGCACAAGUGUCAACUGCCAUAAGCUAGUCAUGUCUGUGUAUUGUCAACACAAAGAAAUGUAAUUCAUCAAGGAGUAUUUAUUAAAAUGUUAGGAGCACUUAAAAUAUAAAUGAGAGAAUUCCCUGAUUUUCUUAUUUUGAUUAUAAUCAGAUGUGUCAUUACCAUGCUAAUGUCUUAGACUUUUAAAGUUUAAUUUGAUGUCACAUAUUACUUUAGUCACAACAUGUUGAUAAUAAGAUGAACCAACCAAUUUACUUUCUUAUUUUUACCUAUUUUGUAAAAACCAACAUAAGAGUUAUCCUUGUUAAUGUAGGGUUAUACUUAUGCUUAAUAUUAGUAGAGAUGUGGCUUACUCAUAAUUUAACCAAAACAUAGACUAGACCAUAUAUCUAGUGGUCAACAAAGGGUCUUUAACAAUAGACAAGGGUCAAGUUCGUCAACCUCUAAAUUGUCAGGCUAGCCAAGUUUUAAAAUAAGAGAAAAUUUAAAAGAGUGCUACUUCAAACCAUAUGUAAUCUUUUAUUAAGUAAUUUAAUAUUGCAUCAAAUCAUGAACAAAACACUGGUAAAUUAUCUAUGCAAAAUCUGCAGCAGUUUACAUUGAAUAAAUUUAACUUUGGGAUUUUACACCAUAAGCAUAUGCCCAUGGAUCAUAAUUUUUUUAUAAGGUUAUUUUUAUGGGGGAGGGGGGUAGUUAUUAUAGUUAAACAUGUCAUCUCUUGGAUUUGGGGAAGUUUGUCAAUAGUUCUCCUACAGUUUUAUAUUGGAUAACACACCUUAAAAAAAUAAUGCUUUUGCACCAUUGAAAAAUAUGUGUUGAUUUGAUAAAAUCUGUAUAAUUAGUUAUCAAGAUGCCAGGAUUAUAAUUGAGUAUGCAAGACAUUUUGUGUACUUAAGACUCAUAAGUGACGCUCAUAUCAAAAUAUUUAUAAAGCCAAACAAGUACAAAAGUUAAAGAGCAUUGAGGAUCAAAAAUUCCAAAAAAUUGUGCCAAAUAGGCUAUGGUAAUCUAUGCCUGGGAUAAGAAAACAAUUAGUUUAAGAAAAAUUCAAAGUUUUGUAAAUAGGAAAUUUAUAAAAAUGAUCACAUUAUUGAUAUUCAUGUCAACACCGAAGUGUUGAAUACUGACCUGGUGUUUAAAGGUUGCGGAGUACUGACCCUUGUCACUUUAAUGGUUGGGAAAGUAGACCUUUGCAUUGUCAAUAACAAAUACUAGGAUGUUUUUAGAAUAUUUAUAUUAUGUGCAUUUAGAGAUAUUGUUAUUAUUUCUGUGUAUAAUUUAGUGAUUGAUAUGCAUUCCAAUUACAUUCUGUUUGUGUUUCUUUUUUAAUACAUUAUCAAAAUAAUUUGUGGCAAACUUACUGUAUUGUAAUAAAAUGCAUGUUUUUAAAUGUC
This is a messenger RNA of Mytilus trossulus (common blue mussel), 6391 nucleotides long. RefSeq names its product UDP-glucuronic acid decarboxylase 1-like. Bases 52 to 1284 code for a protein of 410 amino acids. Gene Ontology annotation, biological process: D-xylose metabolic process. The transcript has 13 exons. The record is from RefSeq and is a predicted model, not a curated record. Lineage: Eukaryota; Metazoa; Mollusca; Bivalvia; Mytilida; Mytilidae. Gene Ontology annotation, molecular function: UDP-glucuronate decarboxylase activity; NAD+ binding. Gene Ontology annotation, cellular component: cytoplasm.